Molecule: messenger RNA, 1986 nt
Organism: Ziziphus jujuba (common jujube)
Lineage: Eukaryota; Viridiplantae; Streptophyta; Magnoliopsida; Rosales; Rhamnaceae
Product: probable disease resistance protein At5g47260
Exons: 8
Coding region: 1-1986 (661 amino acids)
Molecular function (GO): ADP binding
Source: RefSeq, a predicted model, not a curated record
AUGGGUCUUGUAACUCGGGCAUCGGACAGGAGUCUUGUAUCUCGGACAUUGGACAAGGGCUUUAUAUCUCGGACAUCGGAUAGGGUUCUUGUAUCUCGGAUAUCGGACAAGGGUCUUAUAGCUCGGACAUCAGACAGGGGUAUUGUAUCUCGGACAUCGGACAAGGGUCUUGUAUCUCAGACAUCGGACAGGGGUCUUAUAGCUCAGACAUCGGAUAAGGAUCUUGUAUCUCGGAUAUCAGAUAGGUGUCUUGUAUCUCGGACACUUCUCUCGGAUGCAUCAAUGAAGGAUUUUGUACCUUGGAUGCUUCUCUCAGAUGCAUCAGUCAAAGGUCUUGUCUACAUACAUCACUAUGAAUCAAGUGAAGCUUUUCAGAGGCUUGCCAAGCGCCUUUCAAAAAGAAUGGUAGCCUUUGUUGCUUAUCAAGCUGACACACUUCAAACACUUCCAGGCAAGCUAGGUCUAAAGUUGGAUGAUCAAACAAGAUUAUCUGCCAGAGUAGAUCGACUAAGGCGUGAAAAGAUGAUCCUUAUAAUUGUAGAUGAUGCGUGGAAAAGGAUCGACUUGGAUGAAGAUAUCGGUGUAUCAUUCGGUGGUGAUCAAAAGCAAUGCAAGAUAUUGUUGACAUCCAGGUUUUAUAAUGCAUUAAAGAAUGAUGUGAAAAAUGAAAAUAUUUUUGAGGUUGGAAAAUUAUCUGGAAGUGAACCCUUGGAUUUGUUUAAUAAAACAGCAGACGAUUCAAAUGGAAAACCCGAGUUUCCAGAUUUGGCAAGUCAGAUUGUUAAAGAAUGUGAUGGCUUACCGCUUGUGUUAAUAGUAGUAGCAAGUGCAUUGAGGAAGCAACCUUGCCAUGUUUGGAAGAAUGCCUUGCAUGAGUUAAGAAUGUCAAGUCCAAAUAACAUCAAAGGAAUGCAUGAAAGAGUGUACUCCAGUGUCAGAUUGGGCAACAUAGCUCUAAUUGGAGAGCUAAAAAAUUUAGAAAUUCUUGACCUUUCUUGCUCUGAAGUUGAGGAACUGGGAAGUGAAAUCAGACAACUGACUCAACUAAAAUUGUCGAUGGAGCUGGAAAGAAGCAGUCGAUUAGAUGAGCUUGGGCUUGGAAAUUUGUUAAAAAGGUCUGAUGUGAUAGAACUAUAUGGAUUAGAGGAUUUGGAGUCUUUGCAGCUUCAAAAUUUGGUGAAGUUGGAAAAGAUCUGCCAUGGAAGACUUGCACCGGACUCUUUUCACAAUUUGAGGCGACUUAUUGUAUUUAAAUGUGAUAGAUUGAAAAGUAUCUUCUGUUUCUCCAUAGCCAAACUACUUGAGGCAAUUGUUAUGGACGAUUGCAAGAUGAUAGAGGAGAUAGUUGACAAUGAUGAAACUAUGAAUGCUAAGAUUGAGUUUCCUCGUUUGCAUAUAUUACGGUUGGAAGAAUUACCCCAGCUUCUACAGUAUUGCUCUGAUCAUCAACCGAAGAGUACAACUAAUACCAGCGCCAUUCCUCUUUUUAAUGAAAAGGUCGUCUUGGACAAGUUAGAAGAGUUGACAGUGGAUUCGAGUGGAGUCAUGGAUGAGAUAUGGCAUACACAAUCUCCAGCAGCAUAUUUCUACGAGCUAAAGAUUUACUGUCAUAAAGGGGUUGUUGCUGGAUCUGCUUUUAUACCAAUAUGCUUAAGUGCAUUGAAAUUGUCCAGACUUCCUAAUCUGAUGCAUUUGCUGACAGAAGUUCAAAAGGGCAAGGUCCUUCGAAACUUGAGAAUUCUAGGUGUAAUAAGAUGUGGAAUAUUAAAGAGCUUAGUGCCAUCCUCAAUGUCCUUCCGGAAUUUGACAGCUCUGAGAGUAUCAGAAUGCUAUGCAUUUAAAAACUUACUGGCUUCCUCAAUGGCCACAAGUCUAUCGCAACUUAUAAGGCUAAGCAUAACAGACUGCGAGGGGAUUAUUGAAAUCGUGGCGAAUGAAGGAGAUGACACAAAUGCUGAGGUUGUGUUUGAAAACUUGAAGUUUUAA